AUGUCUCUUUUCCCGGCGCUCCGCAGCGCUGUGCGCACCGUGUCGCUUCCGCGACUUGUAUACCCCUUUGGUGCCCUCCGCCAUGAAAGCACUUUGGCGCAAGGCACCGCCCAGACGGACAACACUGCCACGACGCACUUCCGUGUCACGCUGCGGCGAUCUGCCAUUGGCCUGCCCAAGCAUGCGGGGCGCGUCCUCGAGUCCUUGGGGCUGCACAAGCGUCUACAGAGUGUCUACCAUCGCCAGUCCCCCGACGCAGCCGGCGCCAUUCUGGCGGUGAAGGAGCUCGUGCACGUGGAGAAUGUGCGUGCGCUCUCCGCCGAGGGCGAGGACCCGGUGGCGUCCCUCGACACGGUCUGGGUGAAUGCCAGCGGCGAGGUGGUCGAUGCAGGCCGCGUCGCGUUCAAGGCGCCAAAAGGAUUCCGCGUUGUCGGCAAUUUGGUCAACGAAGAGCGUGACGCGGAGCUGAAGCAGCAGCACGCUGCUCAGAAUGUGCAAUAG
This is a messenger RNA of Malassezia japonica, 501 nucleotides long. RefSeq lists its product as uncharacterized. Gene Ontology annotation, molecular function: structural constituent of ribosome. Gene Ontology annotation, biological process: translation. Bases 1 to 501 code for a protein of 166 amino acids. The record is from RefSeq and is a predicted model, not a curated record. NCBI's taxonomy places the organism in Eukaryota, Fungi, Basidiomycota, Malasseziomycetes, Malasseziales, Malasseziaceae. Gene Ontology annotation, cellular component: mitochondrion; large ribosomal subunit. The transcript has a single exon.